AUGCUUAAGCUAACCUUCUCGUUAAGAUACAAAGGAUUACUUCUCUUUAUUGGAUGUUGCUUAGGCCAGAUUAUUGGCACGGAGAGAAGCCUUGCUGUUUCAUCAAGCCAGUCAGAUUGAAAGACUUGUGUCAAUAAUGGCUCUCAGAGGUGGUGAGCUCCUGUUGGAAUUACUCAAGCUGAUGGAGAGUGCUGAAACUCGGGCGAUACCUCAGGCUAUUGUGCAAGCAGUGAUAGCUAUGCUUGUUCUGGGUCCACCAACAUCCAGGGUACUGCAGGGCUGAUACUUUGCCCAGAGGUUAAUGCAAAGUGUGGAGACACCCACUCCUUACUUCAGAAUACUUAUCGGUAUUGGUCAAUAGUGGUAAGAUAUCUGCCUUCUGAUGCAGUAUGAGCUGAAAGGUUUUAUACGACUACAAGCUCUAUUGACCAGGUUAAGAUCACAAUGAGUAAGCGCUAAGUCAAUUCUUCUCAGGUUUCAUUAUAUUAGCAGUUUAGCUUGAUCUAUUCCUAGUGUUUUUAAUCUUUUCUUCUGUGUUCUGCUCUUUGCUUCGUAAAUUACAAACUGCUCACCUUCCCUCUAACCCAUCCAAAAGUUCUUGCUACCUCUAA
Moneuplotes crassus is the source of this 611-nucleotide messenger RNA. The record is from the annotation of a GenBank genome assembly. NCBI's taxonomy places the organism in Eukaryota, Ciliophora, Spirotrichea, Euplotida, Euplotidae.